Rubroshorea leprosula is the source of this 2630-nucleotide messenger RNA. The record is from the annotation of a GenBank genome assembly. Lineage: Eukaryota; Viridiplantae; Streptophyta; Magnoliopsida; Malvales; Dipterocarpaceae.
AUCUUGUCGUUGUCUUGCUUUGGAAACUCCAACCCAAGGGACCACAAGGCAGUGACUUUUUGGGUUUUAUAGGGUUUACAUCUGUUGAUUUUCAAAGGCUGCGAUUGGAAUUGAUAUUGCUGGUGGAGUGGGUUUCUCCUAUUUAACGGGCAAGAAUCUCACUUUGGUGCAUCUCCUUGGAUGGGAUCUUGGCAGGGAUUGAAUUCGACAAAUUUGGUUCACACCAGUUCUCGAUCAGCUAGCUGAUUGCCAAAGGAAAUGGAUGCUGUUGGUAAAGCCGGCUAUGAUCUGUGUGGGAAGCUUGAUUUUCAAGCCAACAAAGGGGCUCUAGUUCCCUUAAUGAGUGUUGAGAGCAUGGGUAUGAAGAGGAUCGGCAAAGAUGUGAACAUGAUUGGCAGUAUAUGGAGGCGGCUGGGGAUCUUGCUUCUAAGGAGAAGGCUCACACCCCUCUUAGUUCUCUGCAGCAUGCUUGAUCCCUUGGCAGCUCUGCAGCCUCUGUGCAGCUUAGCUUUCUACACUUUGCUGCCAUUUUGUGCAGCUUUCAUUUUCAUUUGCUGCUACUUUUGCAGCUUGAACACCACAGCUCCAACACUCCUCCUUGGUGUUAAAGCUGUAAAAUCAGAACAUUUAUGCCUAAGCACCUGGGAUCAGCCCUUUGCUGUCCAUCUUGUGCUUGCUCUCCCUUCUUCAUUUGCUGCCAUUUUGUGCAGCCUUUCAUUUUCACUUGUUGCUACUUGGCAGGUUGAACACCACAACUCCAACAGUUUCAGGCUCAAGCAAGAAGAAGAAACUGCUGCACUAGAUACUAUUGGUCCAGAUAAAACAAUAAAAAUUGGUGAAACUCUAGUUUCAUCCAAUGGAAGCUUUGAGCUUGGAUUCUUCAGACCUGGAAGUUCCAAGAGUCUGUACUUGGGUAUAUGGUACAAGAAAGUGAAGAAACCAGCAACUCCGAUAGUUGUGUGGGUAGCUAAUAGAGAAAAUCCACUUUCUGAUGGUGAUGGGGUUCUGGUACUAGACUCGAAGGGAACUCUUGCUCUUCUUAAUAGCACAAAGGGUGCCGUUUGGUCAUCCAAUACUUCAAGAAGUGCAGAAAAACCAGUUGCUCAGCUCCUGGAGUCAGGAAACCUUGUAGUGCAAGAUGAAAAAAAUUACAACCCAGGCAACUAUCUGUGGCAGAGUUUUGAUUAUCCAUCUGAUACAUUACUGCCGGGAAUGAAGCUUGGAAAAAACUUUAAAACCGGGUUUGAGUGGUUUUAUACAUCCUGGAGAAGCACAGAUGACCCAGCUCCAGGAAUAUAUUCGGCACGUGUAGACACUCGAGGGGUUCCCCAAUUAGUAUUUGAGAAGGGACCUAAAAUUCAGUACAGGGCAGGGCCAUGGAAUGGUAUUGCUUUUGCAGGGCAUUUUGCUAGGUCAUAUUCUGUAGUUUCAGCUCAAUAUGUGUUUACUGAUGAAGAGGUAUACUAUAGGUAUGAGCCCGAAGAUAGCUCAGUUGAAACAAGGUGGGUGUUGAAUUCAUUUGGUCUUAUUCAGUUCUUCUCGAAAAAAGGGAUUGAUGAUUGGAAGCUUCAGAAGGCUCCUGAAGAUGACUGCCAAAAUUAUGCCUUCUGUGGAAAAUUUGCUAACUGCAAUAUCAGUAAAUCUCCUGUAUGUUCAUGCUUGGAAGGAUAUUUGCCCAAAUCUCCAGUAGAUUGGAAUUCAGGAUAUUGGUCUGACGGUUGUGUUAGAGAUACCCCCUCAGAUUGUGAAAAAGAUGUGUUUCUCAAGCAUACAGGGUUGAAAUGGCCGGAUACAUCCAAUUCCACAAUAAACAUGACAAUGAACCUCAAGGAAUGUAAGCAAAUGUGUUUGACAAAAUGCUCCUGUACAGCAUAUACUGAUGCGGAUGUCAGAGAUGGAGGAAGUGGCUGCUUGCUGUGGUUCGGUGACUUGAUUGAUAUACGAGAUCUCACACCGGGAGGACAAGACCUCUAUACACGACUCGCACCUUCAGACAUGGCUCAUCUUGACAGGACAAAGAGAUCAAGGGAGAUGAAGAAAGCAGCAUUAAUGGUGAGCUCUGUCAUCUUAGGCACGUUAAUCCUAGUAGUGGGGUUUGUUUUCUGUGUAAGGAAGGAAAAAUGCAGAAACGAAGGACCCAAAAAAAGGCAUUUCAGAAAUGAUUACAUGAAUGAUGAAGAAAAGGAAGACAUGGAGUUGCAGAUGUUUGAUUUGGAAAUCAUUACUAGUGCUACAAAUAACUUUUCAAGCAAAAACAAGUUGGGACAGGGUGGCUUUGGUCCUGUGUACAAGGGUACAUUGUUAGAGAAGAAGCAAGACAUAGCAGUGAAGAGACUAUCGAGGAGUUCAGGACAAGGACUUCAAGAGUUCAAGAAUGAAGUUAUGUUGAUUGCAAAGCUUCAGCAUCGAAAUCUGGUAAAGCUUCUUGGUUGUUGCAUUGAAGGAGAUGAAAAAAUGUUAAUCUACGAGUACAUGCCAAAUAAAAGUCUAGACUACUUUAUUUUUGGUUAGAUUUCUCUUGUCCCUCACCUCUAAUCAUCCUAUUUUUGAACUCUCCUCUAAGUAUUUGAUUAUUUAUUGCACUAACAAUGAGGAGAAAUGAGUCAGAUAAAGAAAGAAGCAAGCUAUUA